Molecule: messenger RNA, 1157 nt
Organism: Paralichthys olivaceus (Japanese flounder)
Lineage: Eukaryota; Metazoa; Chordata; Actinopteri; Pleuronectiformes; Paralichthyidae
Product: protein pop-1-like
Biological process (GO): canonical Wnt signaling pathway; regulation of transcription by RNA polymerase II
Cellular component (GO): beta-catenin-TCF complex; chromatin
Molecular function (GO): DNA-binding transcription factor activity, RNA polymerase II-specific; RNA polymerase II cis-regulatory region sequence-specific DNA binding
Source: RefSeq, a predicted model, not a curated record
AGCUCGAGGAGAAACACGGAGAAACUUCUGCAGAGAAAAUCUCCAUUUCUUCACUUCAAUCUCAACAACUUUGCAGAAUAUCAUGGAUCCAAACGCUCAGAUUGACAGUGUUCUGGAGAAUAUGGAGACCGACGAUGUGCUGGACGCGACCUGGGCGUUUGCAGAGAUGCUGUGUGGGGUGUGGAGCGACCUUACACCUCAGGCCGUCACGUUUGAUGGCGGUUCUUUCCCCCCGGAGAGGAGAAGUGUUGAAUACACCACCCUGGAGGGCACAAGUCUGACCUUGGAGCAGCUCAUGGAGGAACUUCGCUCUGACCUGCUCGCCCCCAUGAUGGACGCGCAGCAGAGCUUCCUGCAGCCGGGCCCCGUGCACAGCCAGACACAGGUUGUCAAUCAGCCACAGACUGUCACUAAACACCUUGAGGUGAGGCUGUAUCCUAUUGGAUUAUUUGAGGGAAAGAUGAUUUACGGGGCUCCGGGAGACACAGUUCCUCCUCCAGUGAACGCCUGCAGUCCACAAAAGAGAAAGCGUGUGAACCAGCGGGGGAAUGACAGGCCAUACGUGAAGAAGCCGCCCAACGCCUUCAUGGUGUACAGGAAUGAGCAGAGGCUGAAAGUUCUGGCUGGGCUCAGAAACUCUGACUGUGCUGCCGUCAACACCAUCAUUGGACAGAUGUGGAGGGCGCUGUCGAAAAAGGAGCAGGAGAAAUAUUAUGAGGAGUCUGCGAGGCUGAGGCAGAUCCACAACCAGCUCUACCCUGACUGGUCGGCAAGGGACAACUAUGGAAAACAGAGGAAGAGGAGCCCGAGGAGAGCUCGACCAAAGACUGACUUUGACUUCUGUCCAGGAAAAGGCCGUCGUCCCCGCUUUGCUCCUUCAUGGCGAAAUCCACGGGACACGUCAUACAGAGAUUGAGCCUCCUCCCCUCACAGCCUAUCUGCAGCUGUGCUCCGCUCCACUGACUCUUCGUCAGUUUGGUUUUUUUUUUACUCUACUUUUUAACAUUUUGAUCUUGGAUGACAGUCAAUAAAUCUCAGUCACUCUUGGUGUGGUUUUAUACAAAUUUUAUCUCUAAGAUUGUACAAGUUAUUUUUGUAUCUACAUUUGUGUUCUUGUACUUUGAUUAUGGUUGUAAAGCACUUUGUUUUUCAUGUUG